Molecule: messenger RNA, 1813 nt
Organism: Gamsiella multidivaricata
Lineage: Eukaryota; Fungi; Mortierellomycota; Mortierellomycetes; Mortierellales; Mortierellaceae
Product: nucleotide-sugar transporter-domain-containing protein
Exons: 1
Coding region: 454-1611 (385 amino acids)
Biological process (GO): pyrimidine nucleotide-sugar transmembrane transport
Cellular component (GO): Golgi membrane
Molecular function (GO): pyrimidine nucleotide-sugar transmembrane transporter activity
Source: RefSeq, a predicted model, not a curated record
AUUACUCUGACUUUUGGACUCGACCAACGGCGCCCUUUGUUUCUGGAAGAAACAGAAAAAGUCAAACUGGCAUAAAUCCAGCAGCGGGAUUAAAAAGGCUGUAAGGUUUUUUUUUUGCACACGACCACAAACAAAAGGCAAAAGAAAGACAGCCCAAUGGGCGCACACCACCCUGUCUUUCCUUUUUUAUGCGAACGGAACAACUUAAACGCGAAUUUAGACAAUAGCGCGUCAAUAGUCUAUGAACAUGUACAACACACACGACACCAUGACAUCUGGAUUGGAAUGUGAUGUGGUGGAUAUGAAGAUAAAGAUACAGAUGACGGUGACGGCAAAGAAGAAAGUGAACCUGUAAAAGUGAACCUGUAUACAUUACUGACGUCCUUGUAUGUGUCCACAUCGAUCGUAGUCUCAUACACGCUCCUAUGCUUCGAAAGAAAGGACCUGGUGGGAAUGAACUUUAGGCGGAGCAACAACACCGCCCCACUGCAAGAUGACGAGGAGAAUCAGCGGCCCAUUGAUAGCAGCAGCAGCAGCAGCAAACAGCAUCUGCUGAAACCCAAAGAAGCCAACGACGACGACGACGAAGAUGAUGAUGACCAGGGCGAGUCUGCCCCUGGAUCAUCACCAUCCACCAGAUCUUCCUCAGGAUGUAGCAUCCCCCCCAUCCUCUUCUUCGCCGUCCCCGGGGCCAUCUAUUUCUUCAACAACAACCUCACCUUCGUCCUCCUCGCCCUCAUGCCCGCUCCCACCUACGUCGUCCUCUCCAACCUCAAGAUCCUCACCACCGGUCUCUUCUCCUACCUCUUCCUCCACCGCCUUCUCUCUCCCGCCCAAUGGGUCUCCCUCGCCAUCCUCUUCCUCUCCACAGCUGUCUCCCAAAUCGACCUCGAACGCGGUCUCACCCUCUCCAUCUCCCUCCAGGCAUUCCUCCUCAUGGUCCUCUUCUGCUCCCUCUCCGCCGCCGCAUCCGUCUUCUCAGAGUAUGUGAUGAAGGAACGCUUCGCAAAGGAGUCCAUCCAUCUCCAGAAUAUGAAGCUCUACAUGUUCGGUAUCCUCUUCAACGGCAUCACCUACGUCCUCACCCCUUCUACCACACCCGCCGCCGAAGGAGGUGGAUUCUUCUCGGACAUGGCCCCGAUUCACGUUCUGAUCAUCAUGGCCUACGCCUCUCUGGGUCUCGUCACCUCUGCCAUCAUCAAAUUCUCGGGCUCGAUCACCAAAGUCUACGCCUCCUCCAUGUCCAUGUUCUUCGCUGCCCUCGUCUCAUGGCUCCUCUUGAACGACCGCCUCACCGUCCUCUUCUUCAUCGGAUGCUUCGGAUGCUGCUUCGCCCUGCAUCUCUACUACCGCGCACCUUCGGUCCCAAAGGAUGAGGAGACAGCGACCAAUGGUUCUGCAGCAUUGCAGCAUUCAGGACGCGACUCGACAAGUUCGGCGACUUCGAGCACCACACUGGCGAUCUCCCCUGUGUCAAUGCCAUCAUCGUCGUCGUCAUCCAAGGGUAAGCAGAACCCGACAACGCUGAGUUCUGUGAAGGUCAUGGACCGGAAUGAAUACAUUUCUUUGGAUACCAUGGAUGAUGACGAUCAGUCCGAGGGUAGGAGGUAACCACACGGUACGGAUCCAAACAAUAAUAGUAAUAGUAAUAAUAGCUUAUGAACUUAUCACUUACCCACACAUACACACACACACAUACACACACAUACACACACAUACACACACAUACACACACAUAGACUAUACAUUGUACCAUCAGUCAAUAAAGGUUACUGACGCGUCAACGCGUCCAUGCCUACGAAACAAGACGUAC